AUAGGAUUAGAUCGAAGAUCGUACAGAUGGAUCCCCAUCGAUGCCACGGAAGCAUGUCAAUCAUUCCCUAAAUUGACUGAGGAUGAAAUUAGGGAGUUAACACUUGGUGUUUACCAAGUCAAACUAGCCCGCUCCUACACUCAGGAACAUUGCAGCUCUGAUGGCACGUACGAAAUUUUGGUAAGUGGUGAAGUGCCAAACAUAGUCUCAGCAAAAAUACAGAGUCGACAUAUUUCAGCCAAACACUACAAGUUAUGGAUUAAGCAUGACGAGAUUCUUGUAACUGGAUGGUCCUGCACAUGCAAAAAUGGAAGUCGAGUGGUUGGAAUGUGUGCACAUAUAACAAGUGUUCUUUGGUAUUUGUCAUACCAGCGACAUGAGGCAGGGCCGCUCAAAACUAUUCCAAACUGGGCGGAUUCCAUUGAGGAUGCAGCAAGAGAUCCGGUGAUAGAUGAGUCCGACAGUGAUGAUCCGGAAGAAUGAUUGACUGGUCGAUGCACACUAGUUCCUAGUCGUGUACGUUUUGUUGCUGUAAAGACG
Molecule: messenger RNA, 540 nt
Organism: Saccostrea cuccullata (small rock oyster)
Lineage: Eukaryota; Metazoa; Mollusca; Bivalvia; Ostreida; Ostreidae
Exons: 1
Molecular function (GO): zinc ion binding
Source: RefSeq, a predicted model, not a curated record